CUCGGACAACUUCACAUGGAUGAUCUGACCGUCGAAGAUGAGAAGAAGCCUUUCGAGGCCGAACACAACGAUGAAGAUGCUCAACCAGACCCUGAUGAGGAGCUAAUGUUGGACAAGGGAAACGGGAGAGUAUGGCUUGUCAAGAUACCUAAACAUCUCAUGGCCCGCUGGGCGGCCAUUGACGCAGAGGAUGUUCAUCUUGCCACAAUCCGGGUAUAUAAAAAUGCCGUCAGCCCAUCUGGUCGAUCCCCUCGCAUCUUCUUGUUCUUGCCGCCUGACCCGAAUGACACAACUUCACGGGAUCUUAGUCUGCCGGUCUUCUCUCCAGAUGCAGCUUUCAUACCUUCUGUUGAGGGGGGCAUGCAGGUAGACAGAUAUGAACUUGAAAUGGUCAACGAGGACGUUGAGAAUCAGCUGGUAGUCGCAGAACGUCCCAAAGACCCUGGACCUUCUGGACCAAACUCCGCCUCGUAUAACCCUCGAGCUAGAACAACCAUUCUAACGGGUCGCAUUAAACAUGAAUGUAAUUUGCGUCCUCUUUUCAACGAGUCAUACAGGCAACAAAUGCGCGAACGAACUCGAAAAUACAAUACCCCACGAAGGCAGAUCCUUAUGAUAGAAGAUGCUGGUGUUAGCCGCGGAGGCAUCAACAGGUUGAGCAGUGGAGUCAAUUCGGGAUCGUUUGCCAAUAUGAUUAAAUUUCGACCCAAACCUGCCAAGGGCACAUUUGAGCGUAUGGCGCGUAUGCCACGCAACCAACUGCUGGAUCUUCUCUUCACACUUUUUCGCGAGCAACCCCGGUGGAGCAUCAAGCCAUUGCGCGAGCGCACCCAGCAGCCCGAGGCAUAUCUCAAAGAGGUCCUUCUUUCUAUUGCUACCUUGAAUCGGAGUGGAGAAUACAAUGGAAUGUGGGAGCUGAACGAUGUGUUCGCCAAAGAUGGGAUGAAAGCCGAAAACGUCCCUGGGCCAAGUUCUCUUCCAGAAGGAGUCUCCGGUGAUAUGGGGGCGGAUGAAUAUGACGAGGACGAAGACGACGACGACGACAUGGAGGAAGUUUCAUAGGUUUGCAUCACAGACAGGUCUUAUCGCUUCUUCCGUGUAUAUAUAGCUGCCUUCCAUAAACGCGCGCAGUUAUUGAUCAGGUACCAAUUCAUCUGUGUAAAAACAGCAGAACUUGAUACAUAAUGCAAGAUUGAAGGCAGAGUUUCUAACUUCAAAGGCUGUUUUUUAUUUAUAACUCUUGACUCA
Messenger RNA from Suillus fuscotomentosus, 1248 nucleotides. RefSeq names its product transcription initiation factor IIF, beta subunit-domain-containing protein. The transcript has 4 exons. Gene Ontology annotation, biological process: transcription by RNA polymerase II; transcription initiation at RNA polymerase II promoter. Gene Ontology annotation, cellular component: transcription factor TFIIF complex. The record is from RefSeq and is a predicted model, not a curated record. Bases 16 to 1062 code for a protein of 348 amino acids. NCBI's taxonomy places the organism in Eukaryota, Fungi, Basidiomycota, Agaricomycetes, Boletales, Suillaceae.